AUGGCGCCUCAUCUCCUCCCUUCCAAUGCCACCGAGGGCCUUCGAGAGCUCCUUAAUAGUGCCUGUCGGACUGAUCUGCCCUGUGCCAGUGCUACGGUUGUGAGUGCCACAUCCGAGCUGUUUCAUCAGGAGACAGUGCCAAGCAUUGGUCAGGACGAUGAUGGGCAGUUGGCGCACAAACAUGAAUGUGACGAUCGAAUCUACUGGCUCGCCUCUUGCACGAAACUCGUCACGGCAAUUGCCUGUAUGCAGCUGGUGGAGCAGAAAAAGCUCUCGCUAGAUGAUGGCAAUCAACUGGAAGGACUUUGUCCCGAGUUGCGAGACGUCAAAGUCCUCGAGAGUGAUGGAUCGACGACAGAGAAGAACAAGAGGAUCACAUUAAGGAUGUUGCUGACGCAUACCGCCGGUUUCGGAUACUCGUUCCUCAACAAGAAGCUCGACAAGUACAACGAAUUCUCUGGGUCGGUCCCAGAGAUGCAUCAACCGCUAGUAAACCAGCCGGGGGAGCGAUUUGAAUACGGGAUCAGUAUGGACUGGGCAGGCAUCGCCGUCGAGCGUGCCACGCAAACCAAGCUUGACGACUAUACGCAAAAAUACAUCUUUGAGCCAUCAGGUAUCAAGGACAUGUCUUUUCUCCCUUCGAAGGACAUGAGAGCAUGCCUAGCUGGUUUUUGGCAGCGUGACGCAAACGGCCGUCUGAGCCCACGGCAAUACCCUCUGAGCAAACCCUUGGUCCCGGAUCAAGCGUCGGACAUGUUCCAGAGUGGUGGCGCCGGGCUAUGGGGGACUACUCGCGAGUAUAGUAAGCUUCUGAGGGUUCUGUUAAACAACGGGACCUCUCCCCUUACUGGCAAAGCCAUCCUCCAGCCCGACACGGUCGAAACGAUGUUUGAGAACCAGUUGACUGGAGAUCCGGACUUUGCUCGCACCAGCCUCCCAGCGGUGAAACCUGAGCUGGUAUACCCGUCCGAAGAACUGUACCCGCUCUGCCCGGAUGGUGAGCCGCAGGGAUGGGGACUCGGCUUCAUGAUCUCGCCAGGCGUGACGGGACGUUCUAAACACACGGCCCACUGGUCCGGCUUGUCCAACUGCUUUUGGUGGUGUGAUCGGGAAAAAGGGGUGGCGGGUAUAGUUGCGUCCCAGUUGCUGCCUUUCCCCGACCUCAAGGUAGUGCAGCUAUGGGCAAAUGUUGAAGAGGCCACCUAUAAUGGCCUCCAGGAGAAUUGA
Messenger RNA from Fusarium keratoplasticum, 1227 nucleotides. RefSeq names its product Beta-lactamase domain-containing protein. NCBI's taxonomy places the organism in Eukaryota, Fungi, Ascomycota, Sordariomycetes, Hypocreales, Nectriaceae. The coding region runs from base 1 to 1227 and encodes 408 amino acids. The record is from RefSeq and is a predicted model, not a curated record. The transcript is spliced from 4 exons.